AUGUCUUUCUUCUUUUACUCCUUCCCAUUAUUACAACCAUAUUUCUUUCUUUCUUCUUUUUUAUUCCUUCUCAUUAUUACAACAAUAUUUCUUUCUUUCUUUUUCUUUUACUCCUUAUUAUUACAAUCAUAUUUUGUUCUUUUUCUUUUAGUCCUUCUCAUCAUUACAACUAUUUUUCUUUCUUUCUUUGUCAUUCUUUUAUCACUUCUCAUUAUUACAACCAUCUUUCUUUCUUUCUUUCUUUUUUCUUUCUUUCUUUCUUUUUCUUUCUUUCUUUCUUUCUUUCAUUCUUUCUUUCUUUCUUUCUUUCUUUCUUUCUUUCACCACUUCUCAUUAUUACAAUAUUUCUUCUUUCUUUUUCCUUUACUCCUUCUCAUUAUUACAACCAUAUUUCUUUCUUUCUUAUUUUUUACCUCUUCUUAUUAUAACAUCAUAUCUUUCUUCUUUAAUCCGUUCUCAUUAUUACAACCAUGUUUCUUUUUUCCUCUUUUAGACUUUCUCAUUAUUAAAACCUUGUUUUUUUUUUUUUUUUCUUUCUUAAUCUUUUACUCCUUCUCAUUAUUACAACCAUGUUUUUUUUCUUCUUCUUUUUACCCCUUCUUAUCAGAACUAUAUUUCUCUUUCUUCUUUUAUUCCUUCUCAUUAUUACAACCAUAUUUCUUUCUUUCUUUUUUUUUACCUCUUCUUAUUAUAACAUCAUAUCUUUCUUCUUUAAUUCGUUCUCAUUAUUACAACCAUGUUUCUUUUUUCCUCUUUUAG
Molecule: messenger RNA, 759 nt
Organism: Acanthosepion pharaonis
Lineage: Eukaryota; Metazoa; Mollusca; Cephalopoda; Sepiida; Sepiidae
Source: the annotation of a GenBank genome assembly